Molecule: messenger RNA, 441 nt
Organism: Musa acuminata subsp. malaccensis (wild Malaysian banana)
Lineage: Eukaryota; Viridiplantae; Streptophyta; Magnoliopsida; Zingiberales; Musaceae
Source: RefSeq, a predicted model, not a curated record
AUGGCCAACGCAGACCGUGCCCACCAGAGCGAGCUCUGGUGCUCCGACACCCGGAGCAGCAGCCCAAAAGCCACCGGCGCCGCAGCCGCGGACUUCGAGCGCCGCUACCGGAGCGUGUCCCAGGCCGGCCGUGCCGUGCCAGCGGUUUGGUGCUUCGGCGACCCGGACGCGGAGCGGCGGAGGCGGGUGGCGAGCUACAAGGCGUACUCGGUGGAGGGGAAGGUGAAGGCGUCGCUGCGCAAGGGCUACGGCUGGGUCAAGGCGAAGUGCUCCGGGAUCGUGCGUGGCUGGUAGGGAGCGCCGCCGCCACCUGGGCACGGGGUAUGGCACUCCGGUCAUCUCAUGGAGGUGCAUUUUGGGGUUGGCACGUAAGGAUUCGUAAUGUACCGAUUGUGCUUAAUUUAUGAUCAUAUAGCAACGCAUUGGAUUUUCUUUUAUUUU